CCGGGGUUUCGGUGAAACUCGUGUGACCUUGUAACGAUGGGUCGUAAAUUUUGGAUAGUUGCAAUUCUUGUUCCCAUCCUUUGCUGCUUUCUUUUGAAAUACCAAGAUGCUGAUUUUAUAUUGAUGAUGUACGAGAUUAUCGGCCAAGAUCCUGCAACUGCAUUGCGAGGGAAAGUUGUUUGGAUCACCGGUGCUUCGAGUGGGAUCGGUGAAUAUUUAGCUUAUGAACUGGCUAAAUACGGCUGUAAACUAGUUCUUUCUGCACGGAGGAAAACAGAGUUGGAGAGAGUUAAGGAAAACUGUGCAGCAAUUGCCACUGGUCUUAAUUCUUCAUUUGAAAAAGAUCAAGAUAUUCUUGUACUUCCACUAGAUUUGCUAAAACAUGACACUCAUGGCAAUUUGACUCAAGAUGUCCUUAAGCAUUUUGGAAAGGUUGAUAUUUUGGUUAACAAUGGAGGUCGUUUCCAAAAAUCUUGGAUAAGAAAAACUCCAUUAGAGGUGGACAAGGCUGUUUUUGAUUUAAAUGUUUUUGGUACCAUCUCUUUGACCAAAGCAGUUCUUCCACAUAUGAUUGAAUGGAAACAAGGACAGAUUGUGGUGGUUAGCAGUGUCUUGGGAAAGAUGGGGGUUCCUCAUUCAGUGGUGUAUUGUGCUACAAAACAUGCCUUGCAGGGUUACUUUGAUGGGGUACGUAUUGAGCUGGCGCAGCACAACAUCCAUGUACAGACUGUCCUUCCAGGGCCAGUAGAGUCGCAAGUUGCUAAUAAGGCUUUUACAGAGGACAUCAACAUUGAGUACAAAGACUCACCAGAGUUUAUCAAGAUAGACUUUCCAGUAAUGCCGACUGAACGCUGUGCAAGACUUAUGGCGAUUGGGAUGGCAAACAACUUGGAUGAAAUAUGGAUCUCACAGAACCCAAUGCUGUUAGCGACUUACAUGAGACAGUACUUCCCCAACCUGUUUAAUUGGAUCAUAAAAGCCGCAAUGGAUAGAAUGAUGACUUCCUACGAGGCAAAGUUAUCAUCGGAAAGGCACAAGCGACGAGCUCAGGAGACGUGACGGAAAAGAAGAAAAUUGUGCUCCCCUGGAAAAUCUUAGCAGUUUCUACUGCGAGAAAAGUCUGUCAGUAAAAAUUGAAGCGCUGUUCUUAGAAUUGAAAUGCCAGAUACUGGAAGAUUGAAACAUCAGUAUUUGAACAAGUAGGCUAGUAGGGCGUGAUACUAGAUAGAUCUUUUAGAAGUUCUCUCCAGACUUUUUCAUGCUUAUUCACAGUAGCCGGUCGCCAAUUAGACUUCCAAAUACCCGAUUUUUUAUCCUAGCGUAUGCAAACGGUUGCCAUAUAUAACUUCGUAAUGGGCCUUGCUCACAUAGAGUGUCUGUGGCUCAGAGGUAGACCAUCGGAGCGUGGAAUCCGAAGGUCUGAUGUUCGAUUCCUCAUAGGGACUCAGAAUUUUUUCCUAGUCCCACGCUCGUGACAAGACGAAAACAUUUUUUUCUAUUUCUUUACCGAGCUCAAAACUAAUAAUAUUUCUUAUUCUAUUUACAAAACAUGAUGCUAUCGACAUUGCUGAUCCUGUCUGCAGGAUGGGUGUCAGAUACGAACCUCUUUCUUAUUAUUUUUACACCCAAUCCUUGUGUUCUGGAUAGAAUUUUAAUUUAAGGUUACUUUCAAAACAAUUCAAGACUAGACCUGAAAAAUUGAUAUUACACGAAAAGUGUUUAAUUAAGAAUUGUAUCUGGUGUGAAAAGGUAAACAUGAGCUUUCUCCGGGCUCGUCGCGUAAGUGACGAUUGUGGACCAAUUAAAUUCCACUCUUCAUACAAAGUCGGACUAAAGGACAUUUUUCAAUCAUUUUUUAUAGCACUGCUUUUAAAUACGAAAUAGCCUUUAACCUUUUUUCCUCGGAGAAUAGAGUUAGGGGUUUAUUGAACAUAUAAUGACCCCUUUCCAACUGACAGGACAGGUGCCUCCUGAUCGUCAGAUUCCUUUGGAGAUGCUUAUGAAACGGGGCCUUUCCUCCUUCGUUGACCCUUGGUGGUAAAGGCUUUAUGUUCAUCGUUCUGUCAAGAUCCUUCGAUCGGUCUUAUUGAGAUUGGGACUAUAUUUUCUGGA
Molecule: messenger RNA, 2112 nt
Organism: Pocillopora verrucosa
Lineage: Eukaryota; Metazoa; Cnidaria; Anthozoa; Scleractinia; Pocilloporidae
Product: dehydrogenase/reductase SDR family member 7
Molecular function (GO): oxidoreductase activity
Source: RefSeq, a predicted model, not a curated record